GAGAGAGAAAGGGAGGGACCUCUUUGCCCUCCAGAAACCAGGAAGGGAAUUGAGUUGAUCUGCUGCUGCUUGGUUAGCGCAUACGGGGCUUUAAGCUGCACAACAGUGAGAGGGAGAGGAGGAGAGGAGAGGGCUGAGCUAACCCACAACAAGCUUCACCACGGCCAUCGCAGACAGGCAGACGGACAGACGGCAGGACGGAUACACGGGUGGGGGCUGUGCUAGGCGGCUCGGCGGCAGGCUGGUGGAAGAUGUCGUCAGGAGCCGGUGGGAGGGGCGGAAGGCGGCUCAGGGGGACAGCAAGCAGCGGUGGUGGAGGAGGGAGAGGAGGGGCAGGGGAGGCAGAGGAGGGCCCCGUGGGGAUCCCUUUCCCUGAGCACAGUGCAGACAUCCUUGGCAGCCUGAACAAGCAGCGGCUCAGCGGCCUGCUGUGCGACGUGCUCCUGGUUACCCAGGACCGGGAGUUCCCAGCGCACCGCUCCGUCCUGGCAUCCUGCAGCUCCUACUUCCACAAGCUCUUCACUUCAGGGGCCGCCGCCGACCAACAGAACAUCUACAACAUCGACUUUGUGGCGGCGGAGGCUCUGGGAGCAUUGCUGGACUUUGCCUACACCGCCACAUUAACAGUCAGUCACAGCAGUGUGGCUGAUAUCCUUGCCGCUGCACGCCUCCUGGAAAUCCCACCUGUCCAGGACGUCUGUACACACCUGCUGGACACCAAAGUGCUCUCCCCGCCGGCGGGCAGUGAGCGAAGAGAUGAAGAUGAAGAUGAGGAGGGGAAGGGCAAAGGAGGCAGGGAGCAGGGGAACCGGGUGCGGGCCCGGGAGUACCUGGAGUACUUCCAGAGAGGGGCGCACUGGAGCAGCAGCUGCAGCACGCCAGAGCUCAGGGACCUGCCCACACACCUGCACUUUAACCAUGGUAAUGGCGGCGCACCCAGCAACGGGGCUUCUGCUGGCCCUGGUGAGUACUACUCCCCCCUGGCCCUCGCCUUGGCCCAGGCCCCCACACAGGAUCUAGAGGAAGAGGAUGAGGAUGAUGAGGAAGACGAGGACAGGGAGGUGGUGCAGGGAAACGGAGCAAGCCUGGGCAAGCCAUCUUACUACCCUCCAUCCCAAAAUGGGCACUUCUACCUCCCUCCUGAGUCGAGGCUGGGGCAGGAGACAGAGGUGGAGGAUGGAGGUAGGGAAGUGAUGGUGAGGGAGAGAGGUUCUGCCAGUGCCCUCCUGCAGCAGAUGAUGGACUCCAUCGAGAGGCAAAAGGAGCGCGCUACAACUGGGGAGGAACAGGGAGAUGGGGACGACCCCGACAUGGAAUUUUACUUGAAUUAUUUUAACAGCUCGCAGCCUGAGGAUAUAGCUCCUGCUGCUGUGACACAGGGAGUGCCGCCGCUCUGGCUAUCACGGGGCAGAACAGGCCAAGAGAGAGUAGGAGGAGGAGGAGAGAGGGGAGUUGGGGAGAGAGGCAGUGUGGGUGGAGGAGGAGGAGGUGGAGGAGAGAGGAAGAUGCGCUCUAAGGCUUUCCAGAAAUGCCCCAUAUGCUCCAAGGUCAUUCAAGGAGCAGGCAAACUACCCCGCCACAUCCGAACGCACACAGGAGAGAAACCCUAUGAAUGCGCCAUCUGCAAAGUGCGCUUUACCAGGCAGGACAAGCUCAAGGUUCAUAUGCGAAAGCAUACAGGAGAGAAGCCUUACCUGUGUACGCAAUGUGGAGCCGCCUUUGCCCACAACUACGACCUGAAGAACCACAUGCGUGUACACACCGGCCUGCGCCCCUAUCAGUGCUCAAGCUGCUUUAAGACUUUCGUGCGCUCGGAUCACCUGCACCGCCACCUCAAGAAGGACGGCUGCAACGGCAUCCCGUCUCGACGAGGACGAAAGCCUCGGGUGCGAGAGCCAGGGCUCCUUGAUGCCCCCUUGGGCCUGCUGAGCCCCGGCUCUGACACAGGCCCUGGGCCUCGUACCAUCAGGGGACGGCGGCGUUCGGAGGCAUCCUCAGCGGCAGAGGUGGAUGGGGCUGCCGGAGCCCAUGCACACAGUCCUCCGCUGCAGGAGUUGGCAGGGGAGACAGGGCCCUGAGACUGCAGGGGCAACAAGGACACUGCUGGACACCAUAGUCACUCUGCACCGCCUGUGAGACAGGCCAGUGAACAGAAAGGAUUUAAAACAUGCAAAGGCAAACUUUAAAAAAGAACAGAACAACUAACUAUUCCUCUAUAAACCAAAUCAGGGUGUCACAAAAAUCUAAUCUUUAUAUUUCUUUCUCCUUUUACUUUAGGAAAUGGAGUAGACUUGCAAGCACUUGAGUCAGUUUAUCUGUUAAAGAGCAAAGAACGCUUCAAAUCAUGCACCCAUGACGUCCACUUUCUGGGCCAUUUCUUUCUUUAUAAUAUUAGGGGUUUUAUACAAUGGCAUAUGUGCUUAGGCAAAUGUAUGAUAGAUACAAAGAAACUCUGAGCAACUAUGCAGUUGAUUUAGAUUUUUAUUGGUUUUGUCCUCACAGCCUUCAAGCUGUAAGCAAGGUGUCUAUCAAGCACCUUCUGGCUGCUGUACGGGUGAAGCGAGGACAAAUCCUCCCAGUGAAAACAACUCUUUUUCUAUUCUUUUGCAGGUCUGAAAUGUACAGUUACCAUAGAAACAACAUUGCCACAAUAUGGCAUAUGCAAAGAAAAAGUCACCACAAUUUUGAUGCAACAGUUUUUUCUCUCUAAAUGUUCCAGAAAGAAUCAGACGAGGGUUUGAUUGAAGUGUUGCUUACUCUAUAAAAUGCAUUUUAAGAUUCUAUGGUUUGUCUUAUCGAAAAAACAAAUUGAUGUUGAGUCAAAUCCACUUUAAUGGGGGCUCUUCAAUUGCAGGACUAGGGAAAUCGAGGGGUGGAGGGUUUGUGUUUUUAAAGCACUACCAUCGUCAAUGUAUCUGUUGGCUUGACUACGUUGCCUCUUAUCCCUCACAACCCUGCAAUUUCAGCAUUUCUGUUUUCCCUUUUUUGAUUUUGUCUUAAUUUUUUUUGUCGUUCCUUUUUGUUGACUGCUUUGGGUACUUGACACUUUAUAAUUGUAUACAUGUAUAUACAGCAGGUGGUGAUAUGACAUUGGUCCCCUCUUAAUGCUGAGGUGUACUUAUCGGGUUUUUUCCUCUUAGGCUUGAUGUCAUAUUUCUGACAGAGUGAAGCUUGUGGGUGGACGAAACAAACUGUAUGAAUGUUUGAUGAAAAAGAAAAAAAAAAAAAACAUUGAGUCACCCAUUUGUCCUAAACUUAACACUUGACAUGUAUAGUUUCCUGCCCAAAGGAUGAGGGGGUCGAAUGAAUGAAUGUGCUUAACUUUGUGCAGUUUUUUCGGAAUCUGUCCUUGUGUGACAAGGCGCGGGUAGCAUUUAACCAACCGCAGGUUAAAGGAAUGGCAGGGAGCCCGAGUGAGAGAGUGACAAAGAGUACGAAGAAGAGAUAGACGAGCACCUUUUUUUUUUCUAUGUUUGCACAGCUUUACUAAAGAUAUCCAACAGAGCGAGAGUGAGAGAGAGGUAUAUUUAAAGGAAGUGGGCUGGUGUUGGGAAAGGAGUGAGAGGAGGUUUAUGUAUCAUGCUUAUUCCAAUCUUUUUGCCCUUGGGACCACACAACCGUGAGGCAACCUGUAUGAUGAAGAGAGCAAUAAAUACCUGUCCAAGUUGGGAGGCCAAAUAGGAGUGCAGCUGCAGCUGGUUGAUGGGGGAGGGGAACAAGGGAAGGGGAGGGGGAUCUCACAAUGUCUGUUGCAUUCCAAAAAAUAAUCUCCCCCAGCUCAGCCACGUUUCCAGGCAGGAGGGGAUCAAAUCAGGCCUUUUCUCUCCCUCUCUCUCCCUCUGUAGUCCUCUAAUGCCCCCGAACCAGCCUGGAGGGGAUAUUAUUAUAUUAGAGCCUGGUGUUACUGUGGGUAGGACGCCUGGUGCAGGCAGUUUUUAGUGUGUAAGUGUGUUUACAUGUACGUGUGUUUGUGUACAUGUGUGUGCGUGUGCGUGGCAGCUAGGGUCGCUCUGGCCACAUCAUCACUGUGUGAGUCAGCCACAGCCUGUUCAAACAUGCACCCUGAGCUGCCAGCCCCAAUGCACUUUCUCUGUCUCUCCCUCACACACACACACGCUCACACACUCACACAGUCUCACUCUCACUGGGUCCAGGUAUCCUGUGGAGAAGGGGAAAACACCAGAGCUGACAUAUCUGUUUGAAUAUUGUCAGUGGCUCCAUACAUCUGGAUUUGUUAGUCUUAAAUUAAGCAAGCAUUAAUGAGAAGUUGUGUUAUUGUACUCCAAAUCCAAUGUUAUUUUCCAAACUAGGACGUUGAGCCUUUGAGUAAAGAACAGAACAUGCAUGUGAUUCAGAGCCCCCACCCCCCUAUACUUUCUGCAGUAGUGCUGUAGUUCAACUAUCAGUCCUUUGCACCUUAAUUGGAAAGAGGAAGUUUAUGAAUGCACUUUGUUACUGAGGAGGGCACUUUUGUCAACGAAACGGGUACUUUGAAACAAACCAGUUGCAAAUGAGAUCAUUCCUUUCGUCUGUCCAUGGUGAAGCUGAGCUCCAUCACUGGUUUUGUUCAGGUUUUGACGACAAGCUGCCAAAAAAUUUAAACACACGAAUUCAGAUCUCUAAAAGAGACGCCGGGUGGAUUCAGAUACAAACACGUUGGGUUUUGUGACCUUUGAGAAAAAGAAAAAAGAAAAAGAAAAAACGACUAAAUUAAUCCAUGUAACUGAUUGCACUUGAAGUUAGUUGUUAAAAGAAAUCUAGUGAGUCUUUGUGUCUUAAUGUAAAGGAAGAAGAUAGAAGGGGGGAGGCAGGCGAAGAAGAAAGGGCACUGUGUGUACGCGUGUGUUUCUUCCGUGCAUGUGCACAAGCGUGUUUUGCUGGCUGGCAGGCUGGAGGGUCUCAGGACAAGCUUGGAUAAACAAACUCCGUGUCUACCCCAUCUGUUCACCAGCUACUCUCAUAACUACACGUGUUCUCUGAGGAACCACAGUGAUAAUAGGUCCACGGUACCACAGAAGCAAAAAUACCAUAUUGUAAAACAACUCAUUGGACAGUUGCUUGUUUACUUCACGGCUCUCUCGGUGCAGAUUUACAUAGCUCUUCGUUUACCCUCAUCGGUCAUUGUCAGGGGUUGGUUAGGUGUUGAGAGUUUUAGUUUCUAUUUUUGCUACUCUGUUAUGAUAAAGAUGGGGUUUAUUAAUGCACAGUUUGACUCCCGCAGGCAGACCAAUAUAAGCUGGGUAUGUCUGCCUGGUUUGUGAUCUUUAUGUAGUGGUACUUGGUAUGGACUGCUUAAACCCAUUUUGUCUCAAUGUGGCAGAAGUGAGCCAUCUUAAAUAUAUGUUUGUUUGGACCUUAAUAUUUCCCCAAAAAGUCUUAUGUUGUUUGUCGAUUAACCAAAGCUUUUUUUCCCCUCAGUCUUAGUCUAUUGCAGACUAGAGAUAUUGAAAGUAUGUCUAUAAUUUAUUCAGACUGGGCCUCCCUGACUAAGCCACACACAGAUGCCCUCCUCUUGAAUACAUAUGCAGAAAAGUGUGUGGAAUCAUACAGAUAUUUACUUGAGUUCGCUUUCUCUCGCUCUUUGUAUCCUUGUGGAGAAUAGAAUCAGAGGUUUAAGGAUGUAUUGUUUUUUUUCUGUCUGUCUACACUCGUUUUUUUCUUAAAAUGACGUGUUGUUCUACAGCUAUUUUUUUUUCUAACAAUUUUACAUGGCUGUGCGUGUGUGUGUAAGCGUGUGUAUGCGAGCAAGUUUGUGUGUGGGUGUGGGUGUGUUUGGGUUGGGGGUCAUGGUUUUGGGUUGCUGUGCCAGGAGGGUGGGGUAAAUGGGUGCUUGGGUGGGGUUAUGGAUAUAAAGCCUGAUAGCACUGGAAAUGGUGCUUUAGCUGAGAGAGCAAAAGUUUGCACUAAUGUUAAAUGUCCUUGUCCUGCUUAUGGGAAAAGGGCAGGAGACCUCAGAAAGGCCUGCGAGUUUCCAUGAGCACAGAGCAGUGUGGUUAAUACUCAGUGGUCUCAUAAAGAGUCCAUCCAACCCCUCCAUAGAAAUAAUCAUGUACAGUAUAUUAAGAAAUAUACAGACGUCCAACAACAACAAAUACCAAAGGAGAACAAAUGGCUUGCUGUCAAGUCAUUGGACAUUUUUAAGCUACCAAUCUAAUGUUGGAUUAAUAGUGGUUUAUUGUUAAAUCUGAAGGCUCUUAAAGAGAUUCUGGAUGUAACUUUAGAUGGAAACUACAAGUGGUGUGAUGACAGAAAAUUAUGUUUGCUCUUUAGAUUAAGAAAUAUUCCAAAUAUAAAACUUUUAGGUUCUUGAAAGUAGCAAAGUCUCCGAGAAAAAUAUUCAAAAUAUUUGAGUUUGUCCUGAACUGAUAGCUGAGAUGUACUGUGUGCAGGUGCCAGAGAUGCUUUGUUCAAUUUCAGAGAUGGGAUUUUAUCAAAUUUUUUUUUAAUGUUCAGUCAACUGAAUAAUAAUGAAAUGAUAAUGAAAAAUAUUGUUACUGUUAAACACUGUUAUUUUGAUCAUUGAUGAAUUGAAUGAAAGAGGUUUAAUUCAAUUGAAAAGUUCUCUAGUUGAAGCAGACUUGGACUCUGUGGCCUUGUCUGUCUAAGCAGCACUAAGCUUUUUUUUAUUUUAUUUUUUCUUUCCAGACAGUCGUAUUGUGCGGUGUAGGGCUGAGGCUCCCACUCACCAGGUGGACAAUGCAAACAUCAAGGGCCGCAGUGUGCCUUACGUGGACAGGGACUGACGAAACUCAACUUCUUUUCUCUUUUUCUUUUUUAUUACCAUAUUUUAAAAAACAAAAGAUAAAACUGAUUGGCUCGGUACUGAGAUUGAUCGUUUAGCUGUAUAAGUUUCUGUACUAGCCACAACUUCAGAGCUGUCUCAGCCUCUAUAGAUCCACAACUGGUGUGUGCCCACAGCCUCAGCCCCAGACCAAGGUUACUCUGACACAGGCUACACUGUCUCAGAACACUUGCAAGUGUUUUUCCAAAUUGACCUUGAUGUCUUUCUUUUUUUCACUAUGCUGUUAUCAAAGAUUUUUGGUGAAUCUAUCUGAGAAGGCCAUAAAACAAAGACGACCAACAACUAUGAUAACAAUUCUAACUGUAAAUAAUCAAAACGAAGCAGGACGGGGUGACUGUUAAUAUUGAGAUUCAGGAGAUUCAAAGGGGGACUAUUUGCUUUGCUUCGUCAUUUUUCCUGCACACCUGAUUUUUUUUGUGUGUGUGUGUUUUCCAUCAGGCUCUUGAUGCACAGCAAGCUGAGCGCAGCAUAUGCAGUACGGCACUAUGCACAGUGUGGCUCUGGCACUUACACAGACAGCCCUGGGUCCUUCAGAGAGGCAGGCUGCUGUCUGUUGGCUGCUCUCAGCCAAGUGGGGACAGUUUGCACUUGGAGUCUUUCUCAGUCUCUGGGGAUACAAAGGUUGGCAUACAGGGAGGAGUAUUAAAUAUGGGUGGUAGGGGAAGGCUGGAUGUUGUUUUCAGGGAUGAGGUUAGAAAGCCCAGGUGACGGACUUAUUUGCUGAGCAAUGGUUCAGUGCCGGUCCUGUAAGCUAGUGGGAAUUGCAAGGCCACAAUAUGACAAGAAUUGUAAUACAAAGGAGGUCACCACAGAUUUCACAUUGGGGAACGGCAACAAGGAGAAUGUUGCUGAUCUCUUUUGUCUCUAUGUAAGUACUACUCAGGUGGAAAAUACACUGCUAUGCAUUGGGUUUCAAUGUCUGCUAAGUUUAUGGUAUGUCUAAUCACCCUCCAAGUUCUUUCUCUGUCUUCGCCUUUCUUGUUCAUACCAAUAUUUAACAUAAUAGUUCCCAGAAAGAUAAAAGCAGGAACAGUUCCCUCAUUGUAAAGUGGCUGUGACCAGCCUAUUUCUCCAUCUAGUAUUGAUCCAGUCAAUUGUUUGUUGGAGGGAGGGAAGCCACUGGAGAUUCAGUCUUAUUAGUCAGACUGUAACGUUUCUGAAAGGAGAUGGGGUUUGGAAAAAGCAUAGGGGAGGUGUGUGUUCUCUUACUUUCUUCUCCCAUUGGUCUCCCUGUCUCUGGACUCUGGAGUCUACAUCUUUGCUGCCGACUGGCCUUUGAUCAAAGAUCACACACCCUCAGCAGGGGAAUCGACAGGAGAGAAAGGAGGGAGAGGGGAUUGGGAUGAGGUAUGGAGGAAGAGACAGUUUUCAGUUUUCAGUCACCUAAAACCAAUUUAGGAUACAUUCCAUAACUUCAUACUGUGAUUCUCACUUUGGAGUUUUUGGCAGGUGGGAAGGAUGUGAGUUGGAGACGGCAGAAGGAAAUGGCCAACACUUUGCAGUUGGCUGUUUCAGUCUGUCCGUCCAGCCUCACUAUCCCUCUACUGUGUGACAGACAGACAUGUAGACAGACAGUUCAAAAGCCCCCCAGCGUAUCGCUAUCCAACUGCCUUUUUUCAGCUUCUGCGAUUGUAACAAAAGCACUUUGCGAAAGGCCAUCCUGAAUUUUGUGUGCUUUUAUUUUAUGGUUAUCACUAUUGUUAUUAUUUUGUUGUUCCUGUUGAUGUUUGUUUUUUUUUCUCUCGGUGCAGAUGAUUAUUUAAAUGCAAUUUUAAAAAACAAAACAAAAAAAAAAACAACAACAAUAUGAUGGAAAAAGAAAAAAAAA
This is a messenger RNA of Larimichthys crocea (large yellow croaker), 8630 nucleotides long. It is a transcript of the gene zbtb7a, whose product is annotated as zinc finger and BTB domain containing 7a. Bases 252 to 2078 code for a protein of 608 amino acids. The record is from RefSeq and is a predicted model, not a curated record. Gene Ontology annotation, molecular function: protein binding; RNA polymerase II cis-regulatory region sequence-specific DNA binding; DNA-binding transcription factor activity, RNA polymerase II-specific. Lineage: Eukaryota; Metazoa; Chordata; Actinopteri; Sciaenidae. The transcript has 4 exons. Gene Ontology annotation, biological process: regulation of transcription by RNA polymerase II.